AUGCCUUUGCUCAGGUCUCCACGCCGUAAAGACUACGAUCCCAUCGAGGGCCUCACAUUGUUUGAAUGGGUUGGAGAGGUAGGGUUUUGAUUCAUAACGUACUUUGGGAAAGUAGUUGUAUUUUGCAAUAAUUUAGGAUGAUUGAAGUGAUAGUGUACUUCAAUAUGGGUGCAGGUUACAUAUUUUUCGUAUUUGUUUGAUUUUGCGGCCGAAAUUAGUAAAAGUUAUAUUUUUUGGUAUUAUUAAGAAUAUUUUUAAACUUUUGAUAAGGUUUAAAGCGGGUUUUUUGCCGUUCAGCGAAAGAACUUGAACGUGUGAUUAGUAAAAGAGUGGAUAUCGGCGUUUGAGGUAAAUAACCUUUUUGAUUUCAACAAAAGGUACAAGUUUUUAUGUUUAUAUAGUCGUUUGCGUUUGUAACUGUUUAUUUUAUGAGUAAACGUCGGAGAUUGAAUAGUUUUACUUCACGUUAGAGAUUUGCAUAUCAAUAAGGGCUUUUAAAUGAACUGACCAAAGCGUGCUCUCAGUUUUCUUAAAACUUUAAGCGGGAUGGCGUCGAAAAAGGUUGCAGAUGAUCAAAAAACUAAAAAUGAGGUAAAGAAUGUAAUUUUUAAGGAAAAUCUGGGUAAAAGAAGGUAUUGAACUUUGCUUGUUAUUUUUUCUUUACAUUUUAGGUACAAAACCUGGUUAUUGUAGAUUUUUUUAUGUUGUAGUACUUUCAGAUGCCGUUACACAGAAACCACAGCGAUGUAAACUCAGCAGCGCCAUUAUUUGGCAGCUCAGAAAGGUAUGUUUAAAGUAUUUUAUGUUACUUAUGGUUUUAGGAUACUAUUUGACUUCAACACUGCCUUGGAGGAACUAACACCACAACAAAAGGCAUACGGCGAGCGUCUCAGACGACAUUUACAGUUUUUUUUUCUGGAUCCAGUAAAUAAGUUCAAGUUACGACGACAAUUUCCUUUCAAAUUGGCACUGCAGAUACUUAAGGUACUCUUCGUAUCAGUUCAGGUACGUUAAAUGAGGUGGAAUCACGGAAAAGUGUAGUUAAUGUUGUUUGCAGAUCUUCGAAUCAAUCAUGUCGACUUCUUGGAGGAUACUGUAACAGUGAUGAGGCACAAGUUCUUAAAAGAUUGGGAUCACGAGAGAGAUGCAGUCACGUACCCACCUGAAGCAGGGCGAUACUCGGUGUUCACGAGUAACGACAUCAUCGAACAUAUCAGUCAUAUCGUGUCAUCAGUAAGUGAACUCUACUGGUGUAUCCACAGUAGUUUUAGGAGGUCAAGGUUUCGAUUUUAAAAAGUUUUUAAUGUCUUUUGGAUAUUUAAGCUAUAUUUUACAUGAUUUCAGUACUACUCACUGCAAAACGAGUCAUUUGCCAGUUUUUCGUACGAUUCAAUACGACCGUUUCCUCAGCACGAAGAGGAACGACCGUUUUCAAUAAAGGACACUGAAUUCGAUCAGAUUCCGGCCAUGAGAUUCUGUGUCAAGAAGUUGGCAGACGUUCGAAUCGAGAAUCACACUUACAUCUUUGACAUUUCUAUGCAGACGGGUCAGUGUUAAACAAUCGUUUAAACAAAAACAUUAUAUUCGAUUAUCUCUUAUGUAGAUUUGUUUUAUUUUUAUUUAAUUUUUAGAUUGUUCAUACUUGAAUUUCACCAAGAAAGAGAUCAACGACAUACAACAAGAUCCGAUGAGUAUCCGACAGUACUUUAAGCGUAUGAAUGUGACAUUCAGACCAGAAGAUGCUCUGAUUAUUCAGGAAUCUACAUUGUCUUUCAACUUGAGGACCAUUCAUUUCUCUCCUGGAAAUAUGGAUCAGAAACCAGAAUGUUAUCUAAUUGAGAUUGUCAUCAACUUUGACAACUCUAGACAUACUGGACAGGUGUUCAUACAUCUUGAUGCUGUCAUCAAAUACGUAAAUCUUUGCAAUGGCAGGGUUUUACAAGGUAGGUUGUAAUUUUAGGUAGUAUUGAUAUCAGGAAUAGUUUUGGUUGGGUUUUACUUAUUAUUGUUGAUAUGUUGAAGAUACGACAGAUAAUCAAAUGUUUUCAGUCAAUGGAAUAUCACAGGAUUCUAUCAUAGUAGGGGUGUUGGACAUAUUGGUACUUGCAAUGUGUUUAUUCUCGUUGUUAUUAUGCUGUAGAGCACUUUUUCGAGCUCAAAGGUUGAAGUCGGUAAGUUCAAAUAUAUUGUAGCGCUUUAAUCUACUUUAAAAAUUUUUUGAAAUAUUGUUUUUAAUACAUAACUACUUAUUGCAGAUGACAGAAUAUUUUUUCGAGACGGUAUUCAAAGUUAAAAUGCACCUGAAGGACGAGUUAUCCUUCCUCAACAUGUGGUAUGUGAUGAUUGUCGUCAAUGAUGUGUGUAUAGUGAUUGGUACGGUCUGCAAGAUAGCCAUUGAGUUCCGAGACUUUGAUAACAGCAUGUUCACGUUGACAGGAGUACUAUUAGGCAUUGGCUGUUUGUUGGUGUAUAUUGGAUUGUUUAGGUAUCUCGGCUUUUUCAACCAAUAUAAUGUAAGUUUUUCAUUUAAGGUUUUGUUAACUGUCCCUACAUACUGUAGUGAUUAAAAUGAUAAUACAUUUUUUAUAACCCGUUGUUAAACUUCUGAUUUUAGGUAUUAAUUCUGACACUGAAGAGAGCCAUUCCUUCGAUUGGCAGGUUCUUGAUUUGCACAGUCAUAUUGUACGUUGGCUUUUUGAUAGCUGGAUGGGUCAUCAUCGGGCCGUACAGUAUAAAGGUAAGUUUUUUAUUUUUUGCGCGACUAAUUAAUUUAGUAUAUAUUUAUAUAAAUAAUAUAAGUAUAAGCUGUUAUAUUAUUUUUUGAUUUAUUUUACUGUUGUUUUGCUAGCAUUGCUAAGUCGCAAUGUAAUUUUACUUUAUAAUGUAGAUAUUAUAAUACAUCAAGUUUAGUUCCGAACUUUGGCGCAGUCAUCAGAAGCGCUGUUCUCUCUGAUGAACGGUGAUGACAUGUUCGCAACGUUCUACACAAUCAACGAUUCCAAUGCUACGAUAAAACUGAUUGGAACGUUGUACAUCUACAUCUUCGUAUGUCUGUUCAUUUACGUGGUAUUAUCUCUUUUCAUCGCCAUUAUUAUGGACGCUUACGAGGUUGUUAGGGUGAGUUUAUAUACAUAAUUGACAUAGUUGAAGACGUUGUGAAAAUAGUCAUUGGAUUUUGCUGUGAUAGUAAUUAUUGUUAACUUUUGUUAUUGUAUUUAAAUGUAUUUAAAUUUUGAAUUUAGGAAAGCGUGAAUCGCGGCGUGGUGGUGGAACGAUCGUCGCUUCAGGAAUUCUUGGCUAGCGUGGAAAUACCUCAGGACCUCGGGAGUGGCGAGACUCGCGAACUGUUCGCCCAGGAUCGACUAGUCAGACUAGGUUGGUAAUCACAUCCCAAAGAACUCAUCACAUUCACUUAAGAUUUCGAAUUUCUCAGGAAAAUAAAGUUUUUCACAAUUCGCACUUUUCGUUUGCCAGCUUCUGUAACUGCCUUUACUAUGGUUCUGUACGUUAAACAUCGGGUAGAUGGUGGUCGCAUGGUAACUUAACAUUGGGUAUUAAUGUGGUGUUUGUUUGUGUAUAUAUUUGACUAUGUUAUGGUAAAGUGGAGUAGUGUAGCUUGUUGUAGUUUAGUUUGUUUUGCCACAUUUGUGUUGUGUAAAGCAUGUUUAUUUAUAAUAUCAAGUAUAUGCUUGUUUGUGUGUUGUUACUAACUAUUGUAUGUUUAUACCACUUGUUUGUGGCUGCCACGUGGUCGAUAACAGUUUUUGUUUACCGUAAUCCUCUGAUUGUUUGAGUUUCAUAACAAAAGGUAAAAGGCUAUGGGUGGGUGAGUCAGAAGGAAUUUAUUAAAGUUUUAUCUCAUGAUUCAUCCACCUAAUUAUGCCUGUCUCUACUUUUAAAAGUAUUAAACAAUCCUUUUCAUCUCUAAUCUUUAAAAUUUAUUUCACUCUUCCUAAAUACUGUAAUUUCAGAUGACGUGAUUUCUGAUGGCUGGCGUCGCUUUUGUGGCAGACUUAAUGGUUGGCUAGGCCGAUCUACCUCACCGACCUUUAACAACUUUCAAAACCCCGCUCAUGAUGAGCCAGUUUUCAUGCACAAUAUACCUUCAUCAUAA
Bursaphelenchus okinawaensis is the source of this 4114-nucleotide messenger RNA. The record is from the annotation of a GenBank genome assembly. NCBI's taxonomy places the organism in Eukaryota, Metazoa, Nematoda, Chromadorea, Rhabditida, Aphelenchoididae.